GCCUAGGAUCAACAUGUCGUCCCAAGAAGCUAAGCCUGCCAAAAAUGCCAAAAAAACCGAGUCUGCGGUAGACUUCUUCACCAAUUUCAUUCUGGGUGGUGUAAGCGCGGCUAUAUCAAAGACAGUUGCUGCUCCGAUUGAGCGUGUGAAGUUAAAUCUUCAGAACCAAGAGGAAAUGAUCAAGAAUGGAUCCCUCGAUCGCCCGUACAAGGGAAUUGGAGAUUGUUUUAAGAGGGUGACUGUUGAGGAGGGCGUCUUGGCAUUAUGGAGGGGGAACUUGGCGAACGUGCUUCGUUAUUUUCCCACCCAGGCCCUGAAUUUUGCCUUCAAGGAUUACUUUAAGAGCAUGUUUGGAUACAAGAAAGAGAAAGACGGCUAUGCGCUCGCGUUUUUUGGAAACGUGGCGUCUGGAGGAAUGGCAGGAGCAGCAUCAUUGACAGUGGUGUACUCUUUGGAUUAUGCACGUACUCGUCUGGCUAAUGACAACAAGAGUGCAAAGAAAGGUGGAGAACGUCAAUUCAACGGAUUGGUUGAUGUGUAUGUCAAGACGUUGGCGUCGGACGGUGUUAUGGGUCUCUAUCGUGGGUUCGUCAUCUCUUGCGUCGGCAUUGUGGUUUAUAGAGGCUUAUAUUUUGGUUUGUACGACUCCGUGAAGCCCCUUCUCCCGGGCAAUUACAGGGAUUCCUUCACUUCCAACUUUAUGCUCGCGUGGUGCGUCACGACGACUGCCGGACUAGCGUCCUAUCCAAUUGACACGGUCCGCAGACGAAUGAUGAUGACGUCUGGACAGCUCGUCAAGUAUUCGUCCUCAUUAGACGCGUUCGUACAAAUUGCCAAAAAGGAAGGCUGGCGCACCUUCUUCCGCGGCGCAGCUGCUAACAUCCUACGUGCAAUCGCUGGCGCAGGCGCACUUUCAGGAUACGAUCAAUUGCAAAUCCUGAUGUUUGGGCGCAGCUACGGAUCAGGCGGCUCUGCGUAAAGGGUCACCUCAUUUUUGCACAAUUAGCUCGUCGUACACUAAAUUAAACGUUGUACCAGGAAUUUUUUGUUGCUGUUAA
This is a messenger RNA of Schistocerca gregaria, 1058 nucleotides long. RefSeq lists its product as uncharacterized. Gene Ontology annotation, cellular component: mitochondrial inner membrane. The record is from RefSeq and is a predicted model, not a curated record. Bases 14 to 979 code for a protein of 321 amino acids. Gene Ontology annotation, biological process: mitochondrial ATP transmembrane transport; mitochondrial ADP transmembrane transport. The transcript has 3 exons. NCBI's taxonomy places the organism in Eukaryota, Metazoa, Arthropoda, Insecta, Orthoptera, Acrididae. Gene Ontology annotation, molecular function: ATP:ADP antiporter activity.